Molecule: messenger RNA, 369 nt
Organism: Knipowitschia caucasica
Lineage: Eukaryota; Metazoa; Chordata; Actinopteri; Gobiiformes; Gobiidae
Source: the annotation of a GenBank genome assembly
AUGGACUGCAUCAAGAGUGCGCUGUAUGUGAUUUUCAUCCUACUAAACCCAACUUCAUGCUACGCUUUAUCCGCCACUGAUCCAAUGAUAUGUUACAUCCUGGAUGGGGUUCUGAUCACCUACUGCAUUAUUGCCACAGCCUUGUUCUUCAGAGAAAAGUUUUCACAUCGAGGUCUGACAGCUGAGAAGACUGAACCAAUUGGUGGGAUUUAUCAGGAGCUUGGACAGUCCAAAACCCCAGACCCUUAUGAAGUGCUUCAACCAUCCAGGAAGAGACAAAAGAGAAGAAAGAAAUCAACGGCCACUCCGUCUGACAGCGAGAAGGGCCAAGAGCCGGCUCCUGGGACGUCCUCCAACUUUCCUCCUUGA